Messenger RNA from Musca domestica (house fly), 1976 nucleotides. RefSeq names its product protein maelstrom 1. The coding region runs from base 120 to 1628 and encodes 502 amino acids. Lineage: Eukaryota; Metazoa; Arthropoda; Insecta; Diptera; Muscidae. The record is from RefSeq and is a predicted model, not a curated record. Gene Ontology annotation, cellular component: P granule; nucleus. Gene Ontology annotation, biological process: spermatogenesis; regulation of miRNA-mediated gene silencing; piRNA processing. The transcript is spliced from 2 exons. Gene Ontology annotation, molecular function: sequence-specific DNA binding.
UUACAAAAAAAACUUGGGUUCACAUUGUGUGAUAUGCAAAUAACAGUUAUUUAAAGCAGAGCAUUGCAAUUUCAUUUCGCGUCAGAAAUUUACUUGUUUAAUUAAUUUUCCACCGAAAAAUGGCACCAAAGAAACAAAAGCCCAGUGGUUUUAUGUAUUUCACAAUCGAGUGGCGAAAUAAAUAUGGCAAGGGGCUGUCGAUUUCUGAAGCUACCGAAGAAGCGGGAAAAGUAUGGAAGACAAUGGACGCCGCAGAACGGAGUCCAUAUAACGAAAAAGCCAAGAAGGAAACUUCAUUCGACGGCAGUAUUGGCCCUGAAAAAUUAACUUGUACUGGUGUACCUAUUUCCCUGGUGGAAAAAGAACGUGCCGAUCAAGAGAAGAAAGAGCGUCAGAUGAAACGUGAUAUUGAAGAAACGGUGCGAAAGAGUGCCAGCCAUGGACAAUUGGAAACACAAACUUAUAAUUUUAUAAUGGUGAAUUAUUUUACAAAGACACUAAAAGAUGGUAUAUAUGUACCAGCGGAAAUAGCAGUGGCUAAAUUUUCCCUAAAGGGCGGUGUACAGCAAGUCUAUCAAACGCUCAUUAAUCCUGGUGUAAAUAUUUACGGGCAUCAAUAUGAAGCUCAACACUUGUCGGAUACAACGCAUAAAUUGCCACUCCCCCCAAAUGCAUUGGGCGAAACAAAAUUAGGCAUGAUUUAUAAUGAUAUUUUAAAUUUUGUGCGUGAUAGCAAGAGCGGGAAUUAUCCACCAGUCUAUACUCAUCGUGAUAGCAUACAUAUUGUCGAGUCUGUGUUACAAUUCUUAAAAGCUGAUGUUGAGGCGAAUAAUGUUGGACUUAAUGUGUAUUCCAUACAACAUUUAUUGUUUGUCAUGAAGGAAGCCACCUGCGAGGCUGGUGAGCUGGAAAAACCAAAAACUUUUUACAUUACUGAUGCAUAUUUUGAUCGGGACUUCUUUGAAUAUCAAUGUGGUAUUGGAUGUCAGUAUCACGAGGAAAUUGAUACUUGUAAAUAUUGUACCCAAUCAUAUGUAACCCGUUGGGGUUAUAUGUUUGCCGAUUAUAUGUGCAGUGAUAUUGCUAUACCACUUGUGCCCGGACUCCACUGUCCAGCCAAUACGAAUGUCAACGAAAUUGUUACUCCGGCACCGAGUUUCUAUUCCGACACUGAAUCCUUCAUAUCUAUUGGUACGACAGCAACUAAUUUUACCAAACCCGUGGCUGGUUCCAAGCUAUACUAUGAUGAUGAUGACCAAAAAACCUUGGUAUCUGAAGCAAGUAAAACGUAUACUGUGAAUUUUCCUGCAUUGGCAGGUGGACUUCGGAAAAACAAUUUAUCAAGUCAUGCCAAGAAUAUAACACGCACCCUUAAAAGUAGCUUUGAAGAUACAGAGUAUGAAGACUGUGCCGAUUUAAAUCCUUGGACAUUACGUUCACGUAAUAUUCCACGUCAGCCAGCUAAAUCUCAUUUCGAUAUUAACUAUACAAAUGAUGAUUUGACAUCGGAUACUGAUGACUAUAGUUCUGUGGCAAGUUUUGGACGCGGUCGUUUAUUACUUAGUGAUGCAUCUUUUAAUACCAUAAGUGGUAGCAGUUAUGGUCGUGGACGUUUUCUAAAGCCUUAGAUAAGUUCGUAGAAAAAUUGUCUACGAAUAUUUAAGAAGCCAGUAAAUUUUUGUUCUCAAUAGAUUUCUUCCCAUGAAUUAUUUUGAUUUUUCGUUUUACAUAGUCUAGUAGUUGAUCAUGAAAUAUGUAUAUGAAAAAAUUUCAGUUUCUUAUUCAACACAUGCACAUUAGCAAUUACCAACUUUAAGAUGGUAUCGUAUUUUGGCAAACAGAAUAUUCGAUUUUUAGUAUUUUAGUCUACCUUAAAUAUGUAUAAAACCCAAUACUAAGUUUUAUUAUCGCAAUGAAUUAAAAACAAAGUAUUUAGUUCUUAAAUUAGAAAUAAAUAACUGAAAAUGAGAAAUCAA